AUGCAUAUUAUGUCUGUGCCUCAUUUGAUAAAUGUUAAGAAUGUAAGGCAAAUUUCUUCUGAUUUAUUAGAAGAAUGGUUAUUCGACAUGGCCAAGAAGAACCAAGAGCGAAUAUCUUCAGCUAAUUCUUUGGAAUUAGAAUGGUCUUCGGAUGUAGUAGAAUUCGUCUUCAACACUUGUGAUUACUUUAAACUAGACAGCGAAGUCAAAUAUAAUGCUCUUGAAAUUUAUGAAAGAUUUCUUGCUUAUCAUGUUCUUGAACUUCACCGGUCUGUAAAAGACCGGCAGGAAACGGAUAAGCCUUUAUCAUGGGAAGUCAUUGAAGGAAGAAUUACGGAACAGACGGUUUUACGUGUACUAACGUCAAUAGAACUCGCAAGCAAAUUGAAUUCUCACUAUGAGCAUAUAAUGCCAUCGCAAGUGGUUGAAUUCUUAGAAAAAACUGGUGGAAAAGUAUACGGCAAAACUGGAAUUUUCAACUCCGAAAUCAGAGUUAUGAAAACUUUGGAUUACAAAUUAAAUGUUACGAAUCCUGCAAUUUACAUUGAAAUGCUAUUAUGCAUACUUUACACAAAUGAUCCAAAUACUGAUGAUUUUCUUUAUUCGUCAGUCAUUAUUGUGAUGGACUUGGUUUAUCUCAAUCGCAAGAAAAUAUACGAUCGCUUGUAUGAAGUUGUAACUGGAAUGCCAGUAAAUGAAAAAAAUGAAAAUGAAACAUUUGUAAAAAUAAAGGCUGAUUACAUGUUACUUGCCGUAGCCAUAAUUACAGCAGGAGCUCAUAUAGUCAUGAAAGACAGCUGGACCAUUGUUCUAGAGCAACUACAUCAAGUAACUAGAAUUCUUUGCAAAGAUAUAAAGUGUUUCAGCUUAGUUAUAGUAGAUGUAUUGUCUGUAAUACUUGAUCAAUAA
Argiope bruennichi is the source of this 909-nucleotide messenger RNA. Its product is annotated as cyclin N-terminal domain-containing protein 1-like. Gene Ontology annotation, cellular component: site of double-strand break. The record is from RefSeq and is a predicted model, not a curated record. The transcript has a single exon. The coding region runs from base 1 to 909 and encodes 302 amino acids. Lineage: Eukaryota; Metazoa; Arthropoda; Arachnida; Araneae; Araneidae. Gene Ontology annotation, biological process: reciprocal meiotic recombination.